Chanos chanos (milkfish) is the source of this 1161-nucleotide messenger RNA. It is a transcript of the gene zp3c, whose product is annotated as zona pellucida glycoprotein 3c. The transcript has 7 exons. Bases 1 to 1161 code for a protein of 386 amino acids. Lineage: Eukaryota; Metazoa; Chordata; Actinopteri; Gonorynchiformes; Chanidae. Gene Ontology annotation, molecular function: acrosin binding. Gene Ontology annotation, biological process: positive regulation of acrosome reaction; binding of sperm to zona pellucida; egg coat formation. Gene Ontology annotation, cellular component: extracellular matrix. The record is from RefSeq and is a predicted model, not a curated record.
AUGUCACUUAGAAUCUCAUUGAUUCUUUUGUUUGUGAGUUAUGUGGCGGGCCUUUCUCCUUUCGAGUCAGAUGACUUUCCCUUCGAAGAAGAGCUGGAAGACCUCGAAGGUCUUGCCUGGACAGAAGUCGAAGACAAAAAUAUCGACGGUGAUAAUGAAACGUCUGUACCUGCUUACAAAUCAGCUGAGUUCAAGCACUAUUUACCAGUAUUGAAAUUACCAGAGUCCCUGCGGAUCCCUGCGUCACUGGUACAGAAGGGACUCUUUAGACCUGAACCUGGUACUCAGCCAGUGCCUUCCGCAGUGAAACGAAUUCUUCUGCCACUACGCAUUACCUCCGUCAAACCAAACGUUGAUAAAAGAGUGGAGGUUUUGUGCCAUCUAGACCGUAUUUACGUGAGGGUUUUGAGGAGUAUGUUUUCAAACCGCCUUGCAUGGAAAUACUUAAAAUUUGGCUCGUGUCCUGUCAAUCAGGCUACAUCCAAGCAUUAUUAUUUCCUGCAUUACCUCAAGGGCUGCUCUUUACAGCGUCAGGAAAGUGCAGACCGUGUGAUUUUCUCCAACACUGUCUACUACAGGCCUCCAGCUCCAAAAGGGCCAGUAGCCAGGGAGCUGCCAUUUUCUGUUGCAGUUCAGUGUCGUUACAAUAAAUUUUUUCGAUCGUACAAGAUUGGCUUCUUUCCCAGACUGCAAGGCGGCACGGUGCACAAAAUCCUCAAUUCUGAUUCUACAAUCAGGCUGUCUGCAUACGAUGCGUCCUGGAAGCCUCUACAACAUGGUCAUGGGUAUUCCAUUGGCCAGCCCAUGUACUUUGAGGUCAAGACCGGAGCCCCCAGGCAUGGGGGGAAGAUUUAUGUCAACAACUGUCACAUCAGUGCUUCACAACACCCUGAAUCAACAGAUAAAUACCCUGUGGUUGAGAAAGCUGGCUGCAUGGUGGACAGUAAGGCCUCUUCUGCAUCCAAGUUCAUCAGCCACACUGAGACUAGCGUGAAAUUCUCUGUUGGAGCCUUUGUGCCUAAGGAAAUGAUAGGCCAAGCACGGAAGGUCCUCUACUUGCAUUGUGAGGUGACUGUGGGGCCGGCCGAACCAUCCUUCGCCUACAAAUCCUGUACGUUUGACUGGAAUACCAGGACUUGCCCCGGAGACAUGAAAGGUUAG